Molecule: messenger RNA, 3624 nt
Organism: Wickerhamiella sorbophila
Lineage: Eukaryota; Fungi; Ascomycota; Dipodascomycetes; Dipodascales; Trichomonascaceae
Product: Chitin synthase 3
Exons: 1
Coding region: 1-3624 (1207 amino acids)
Cellular component (GO): cell periphery; cell septum
Molecular function (GO): chitin synthase activity
Source: RefSeq, a predicted model, not a curated record
AUGGAGCGAAGUGGAAGCUUUCGACGUAUCGACAACACUGAUACGGAGAACCUCACCCGCCCUGGCGGCGGCCGGGCCGAGACGGUUCGAAAGCGAUCUCUGGUCAGACCGGAACGUCGGCGCUUGGAUCCGGACCACCCGCAAUUUCACUACCACACCGCCUCGCAGUUGCCAGGUGUCAAUGUCUACCCGUCAUCUACAGGACACGAUCCGCAUGCCCAGACUAUUCCUCCUAUCCCCGAAGAUGCCACCUACAAUGGCGAUAUAGAAGAGGGUGGAGGGCUUGCUCACACCACAUCGUUCCGCAGCACCCGCGAUUUGCAUCGAGACGCCUCAAGACGUACGCUCCGCACCGGUCCUGAGCCAAAUGCUCCCACCGAAGCCCAAGUGGUUGCGGACGAUGACAAUGAGGCAGCAAAUACGGGCGCCGACGAUGCAUUUGAUUUUGCUGCAAUGGAGGUAACCGCGCCAUAUAUGCCGAAAGAGAAGGGAAUCUCCCUGUGGGCUGCCUAUUGCAAGACGCUAACUUGUUUUAUCCGCCCCUGGAUGAUGAAGCCAUUUGGCAUGAAAACCCCAGAGCGUCAAAUGGCCUGGAGAGAAAAAAUUGGCCUCAUUUCCGUCAUUCUUUUGGUGGGUACGUUUGUCGGUUACCUUACAUUCGGUUUCACUGAAUCCGUUUGUAAUAACAACCAGGUGCGUAUUCAUUUUAGCUCAAUCCCAAACAACAACCUGGUAGUGUCCGGUGCCGUUUACGACGUUGGCCAAUAUUACCAUCCCUCUGUAUUGGGCUUCCAAUCCAGUGUUAUUUUGUAUCCUCCCGUGAAUGCAGGCGGCAAAGAUGCCAGCUUCAUGUUCCAGAAUGUCAAUGGCAACUGCCUUGAUCUCAUCACCCCUAAAGACGACUCUUCUAUUCCUCAUGAUGGAAACAAAGUGGCAUGGUACUUUCCCUGCCAAAUCAUCAACCCCAACAACAUGACUUUGGUGCCUACAGCGAGUAUUUUGCAAGACAACAAUACAAAGGUUUAUAACGGUUGGGGCUGUCAUACUCACAAUAGCGCUCGUGAUGUGCUGUACAACUCCAGAAACCACACGGCUGAUGUUUACUAUACAUGGGAUGACCUUAAUAGCACGGAUAGUAAUCUCGUGGUGUACAAUGGUGACGUUCUUAAUCUCGACUAUUUGGGCUUGCUUUAUAGCGACGACCUGGACUACCCUCGCCAAUUUGAUGAGCUCCGUAACGAUAACUCGAUUCGUGGCCAGGAUAUCACUCAGAGAAUGGCCCAUGGCGCUGACCGCAAAGUCGCUAUGUGUCUACGUGAAAUCGCAAAGGUGGGUGUUAUUGAUACAGAGCCUAUUGGUUGCAUCGCUUCCAAGGUCGUUCUUUAUGUCUCUCUAGUUUUCAUCGUUGGCCUGGUUGCUCUCAAGUUUGUGCUGGCCUGCUACUUCCGCUUCUUCAUCGCUCGCCGACAAGGUGCUUCAGAAAUGACCAAUAAAGAGUUUCUUGAGCGUGAACAGCAAAUCGAAGACUGGGGUGAGAACAUUUACUCGCCAGGUCCCUACACUGAGCCAGUAGGAAUCAAAGAGCGCCGCUCUGGAAUUAUGGAAAAGCUAACUCAGCCUAAAGGUGCAGCCGCUGAGGCCAAAACAGCAAAGCGUAUCACCAUGUCCGUGCAAAAUCCUAGUAUGUCAACCUCUAAAGUUGUUCCCGGCGGCUCAAUUUACAGUCAACCGUUAUUCCGCCAAAGCGCAAUGUAUCCCAGCAGUGCGAUGUCUUUCAAUAAUGACAGCCCACUUAUGGCGGCCAAUACGGCUUAUCGCGGUGCAGAGCCUGAGGCCAUAUCUCUUAAUGAUAUGGCACCUCCCUAUCCUCCUCGUCAAGAUACUGGUACGCCAACCUCGUUUGCUUAUUCGGAGCCUUUCGGUAACGAUCGAGCUGUUGGCCCCGUAGGCGGUGACGAAGAGUAUCUUGUGCCUCAGCCUCCUGUUGACUACCAACCUUUCGGUUUCCCAUUAGCACAUGCCAUGUGCUUAGUUACCGCCUAUUCUGAGUCCGUCGAAGGUCUGCGUACUACUCUUGAUUCUAUUGCCACUACCGACUACCCCAAUAGUCACAAACUGAUUACCAUCAUCUGUGAUGGUUUGAUCAAGGGUUCCGGCAACGACAUGUCUACACCCGAGAUCUGUCUUUCAAUGAUGACGGACUUUGCCGAGGAACCAGAUCAGGUUGGUGCGUACUCUUAUGUGUCUGUGGUUUCUGGUGCUAAACGUCACAACAUGGCCAAAGUAUAUGCGGGUUUCUACAAGUACGAUAACAGCACUGUGCCAAUAGAGAAGCAACAGCGAGUCCCCGUGAUUUGUAUUGUUAAAUGUGGCACGCCCGAAGAGGCCGGUGCUGCAAAACCAGGUAACCGUGGUAAACGUGAUUCCCAGAUCAUUCUCAUGUCAUUCCUGCAGCGUAUCAUGUUCGAUGAACGUAUGACCGAGCUUGAAUUCGAAAUUUUCAACGGAAUCCGGUCGGUUACUGGCAUUGCUCCAGAUUUUUAUGAGGUGAUGCUGAUGGUGGACGCCGACACCAAGGUCUACCCUGAUUCGAUCACCCACAUGAUAGGUGAAAUGGUUCGUGAUCCUUUGAUUAUUGGCCUGUGUGGUGAAACAAAAAUUGCAAACAAACGCGAUACAUGGGUCACUGCUAUCCAGGUGUUUGAGUAUUUCAUUUCGCAUCACCAGGCCAAGGCGUUUGAGUCUGUUUUUGGUAACGUUACUUGUUUGCCUGGCUGCUUUUCGAUGUAUCGUAUCAAGGCACCCAAGGGAAUGGAUGGUUAUUGGUUGCCAAUUCUUUGCAACCCGGAUAUUGUCGAACGCUAUGCAGAUAAUGUGAUUGACACUUUGCACAAGAAAAAUCUACUGCUGUUGGGUGAAGAUCGCUAUCUCAGUACGCUCAUGCUUCGUACUUUCCCGUCACGCAAGAUGGUUUUCGUUCCCAAGGCCGCCUGUAAAACAAUCGUACCUGACAAGUUCAAGGUGUUGUUAUCGCAGCGCCGUCGCUGGAUCAAUUCGACUAUUCAUAACCUCAUGGAGCUUGUGCUGGUGCGCGACUUGUGUGGUGUAUUUAUUAUCUCGAUGCAGUUCGUGGUGUUUAUCGAUUUGGUUUCAACACUGGUCCUGCCCGCUGCCAUUUCAUUCACAAUCUAUAUCAUCAUCAUUGCCAUCGUGAAAAAACCUACUCCCGUUCUAUCGCUGGUCCUUCUUGCCCUCAUUCUUGGUCUGCCGGGUCUGCUUAUUGUUGUCACAGCAUCGAGGGCGUCUUAUAUUCUGUGGAUGCUCAUUUAUUUGAUGGCUUUGCCCGUGUGGAAUUUCGUCCUCCCAAUGUAUGCCUAUUGGAAGUUUGAUGAUUUCUCCUGGGGUGAAACCCGUACUAUCGAGGGCGGUGAUAAAGGUGGCCAUGACGAAGUCAAUGGUGAGUUCGAUGCUUCUCACAUCCAGAUGAAACGCUGGCGUGAAUUCCAGGAGACUCGUGCCACUCAGGCUUACGACCCUUAUGGCACUGGAGCAAAAUCAUCGCUCGACACCUACUCUCAACUCGAUACAACUCCAUCCGGAACGCCCUCUCUCAGAAGCUCAUAA